UGUGAUGUAAUGACGCACGACUGCAGGUUUACGUGUAUUUGCUCAUUUACGGUAGUGGUGGAAAGCUACGAAGGGCGAGUGUUUUAGUAGCCUUGCUGCUUUGGGAAGUAAAAAUAUUUGUUAAUUUAAAAAGCACCUCGGUUAUCUGACAGCUUCGGUGCUUUACAGUCGCAGAAACAAACUGGAACAGUGGAGUUUAGCUGCCCUGCCAGCUAUUAGCCUUAUUUUUGUUUUUUGUCACCAGAAGCAAAGACGGGGACAUUGCCUUCUUCAGCAGACUUUGACGUCCAGCUGCAGCUCAUUAUUUGGGUCAGAUGAGCGGCUGCAGGGAGGAGACAGGAGUGUCGCUACGCUGAAGCUGGAAGAGGCUUUAUGUGGAGGUGGUUAUUCAUGUUCAGGCUGCUUGUGUAAAGUUAGGGGAGUUAAAGGAGAAGACAAAAAGCUUUAGGACCCGAGAAGCUUUUACAUCAACCUGGAUCACAUCUCCAACACCACUACAGGGCAGUCAGUAUGUGCUCUGAAGGUCAGCCAUGCAUCUGAGGUCCUAUCCAAAGCUCCUGCACUCAGAGUUGCAUUUGAAUGCAACUCCAGUUCAGGUAUCAUCUCAGAGGAACAUUCUUUUUGGGAGCCAGCAGAAGACGCUGAUGAGGAAUAUGUCCAGUAAUCAGAGGAACAUCAGCACCAGCCGUAUUCCUCUAGGUUUCAUCUCCACCAACACUCUCUGCUACAGUACCAAUGGAGCAUCACUGCAUCUGAAGGUACCCUGCAGCACCACUGUGCAGCAGCUCGCCUCACCAACCAGCAGGUCCAUCUCUCCUCUUGGAACGUGCCGGACCACAGCAGAGGAUGCUGAUCCGGCGCUGAACGUGUGGACUGUCAUCAGACCUGGACAUGUGCGUGAGAAAAUCGCUAUGUUCGCUUCAGAGGGGAGGGGGACGGAUGGGGCCGACAGCAGUGACCACAGCUCAGCUAGCUGUUUGAGCUGCUGCGAUGCAGCAGGGAUGGCAUGCACCAACAGCAGCACUUUGACAGGGCAGCUGCGUGCUGUGAAGGCAAAGGGAAGUUGGGAUGAAAACAGCUCUGCCAAGAGGCGCCGCAGGUCCUUGAAUAUCCAGAACCAUCAGCUGGACCAGAGGAGCCAUUAUCUGAGUAAACCGCAUUGUGAACCCAAACCAAAGUCAAGGUAUUCUGAGUCAACUGUUGGAAGCUGUGGGGAGGCUCCAGUGUCAGCAGAGGAGGAGCAGAAGGUUUCAGUUGUGGAGAUGGUGGCGUUUCUGGAGCAUAGAGCCAAUGAGUUGCAGCCAAACCUAAAACCUCUGUUAAAUCUCCAGAGGAGCUCCACUACUAUCACCCUGUCUAAAACCACCCGGCCGGACAUCAGGGAGGGGGAGGAGCCAGAGAUUAUCAAGGUCUCAGAAAUGGUGGCCAAGCUGGAGUCAGAGUGUCUGAGGACCACUGAGACCAGUCUUUCCAGGAGCAACAGCCUGAAGAGGACGGUGGGGCGAGUCCUUCUAGCUGGAGGGCAGAAGAACUUCGGCCCCUGCCACUCUGCACCGCAGUCAGAAGCAUCAGUGCCACCAGAAGCUCUGAACUGCUGCAAGAAACCAAUCCGCUCUUCACAAGCGGUCAGGGUGGAGCCUCCUGCCACAGAUGCACCUUUAGGUGUCUCUGCACCACCUUCAGCUGACCCCGCUGAGACGCUUCAGGAGGUUUCAGGGAAGACACCCACCGCACCCCCUCAGCCUGUGGAGCAGGAGCCACUGCCCGGCCUCCUGUUUCUUUCUCCUGUUAACGCUGAGUCAAAACUCUGCACCCCCCAUUACAGAACAAGCUUUUACUUGGAGCCGACGCUUCCUCCCGCUUCUUACGCUGUCAGCACCUCUCAACAGCCAGAGAAGAACAAGGACAACAAAACGGUGGGUUUUCCUUCUUGCUCUAUCACAGUGCCUCUUGGGCGGAGUGCUUCAGUGUCACAGGACUUCCUGAAAGUGCGCCAGCGGCUGCAGCAGCUGCUGGCGCCACAGUCGUACCUGCUCAUGCUCCCCCAUCACCUGCUGGUGAACAUGCUACUGCUGCUGCCAACGCAGAGCCUCGCUGCACUCAAGUGCACCUGCAGCUACUUCAAGUUCAUCAUCGAGAACUACGGCGUGCGGCCUGCAGACUCGCUCUGGGUAGCAGACCCUCGUUACCGCGACGAUCCCUGCAAACAGUGCAAAAAGCGUUACUGUCCUGGAGACGUGUCCCUUUGCCGCUGGCACCACAAGCCAUACUGCCAGUCUCUGCCCUAUGGGCCAGGAUACUGGAUGUGUUGCCAUGGUGCCCAGAGGGAUGCACCUGGCUGCAACGUGGGUCUCCAUGACAACCGCUGGGUGCCUGCAUUUCACAGCAUCAAUGUGCCAAUAUAUAGGAGGAACUAUAGCCAUGAAAGCUGAAAUUGUGUGUGUGUGUGUGUGUGUGUGCAGGUGUAUAAAAAGCAGGUGGGCUGCAGCAGCUUUAAGUCCUUCCUCUGUCACAGAUAUCAGCUGAUGCCUUCACAUGUGUAACUUGUUUACUAAAAUGAUUUAGCAUCAAAUCUGUUUCUUCCUAAGUAAAGCAUGUUCAGCCCAAAGUUCGUUGUCGUGGUGCAGAUCCACUGACUGUAUGCUGCAGCAGCCUGUCCGACUUUUCCUGCCUGGGCGCUCUGGCUGAUACAGCUUAGCUCUGUUCUGAUUUCACAUUAAGGUUACCAGCUGCCAUGGCUCGACUAACAUCCAUCCUGGGAUGCAACAGCAGUUAACACUUUAGUUUUUCAGCCAGAUGUCAGAAAGCAGUGGAAGCUUCUUGCUUUGUAAACCACCUGUUUACAAAGCAAGAAGCUUUGCAGCAGCAGCAGCAUCUUUACAGCAAAGAAUUGGAUAAACCAGGGACCUGAUUUAGCAUACAUCAAACCACUAGGUUUUAAUUUAGGAGUUAAACUCAGUUCAGCUUUUCAGUCUCCAUUUGGAAAUGUAAGAGAAAUAAAAUUAAUUAAAGAAUUAAAAUUGUACUUCCACAGAGAAAAAUGUUUUAACCAGAAAAAUCACAGGAUUUUGUGCAGCUAAUGGUAACGGAUUUGUUUGGAAGAAACCUGGAUGUUGAGUUGCGACACGCAGGGUGGCGCCCCAUCCCCCAUCUUGGUCUGUAACCUUUCGGAACAAAUUAAGUUUUUUUUUGUUUGUUUGUUUUUUGUUUUAUUGAUCCCCGAUUAACAGUUUGGACUUUUAGGCAGAAGGAAGAGGAUUCCCAGCCAGGACUCCUCUGUGUACCAAGAUUAGAAGAACAGAUUAACAUUCACUGCUGCCAAAAUGGACCUUUGAUCAACUGACCAGUGAGAACACCAGUGUCUGAUGUUCUGCAGGCAGCACAUGUUGAUUAUCAGCUGCUUACAAAUAACUGAUGUGGGAAAAAUGAUCUGCUAAUACUAUAGGAACAUUUAGGAGAGUGAAAAGCUUAAAAAGCAGUAAGUGAUCUCACACCCACACCUGGUCUGUUUCGCUUUGGAUUUGUGUUUGAUUUGAGUGAGAGCUUCCUUUAGCUGAUAGAUAAUCAUUGUAUUCCUUUGUAGGACAUUGAAAAAUGUGGCCUUGGGUCUUUGAGACAAUGCAAUAUGGAAAACGUGACAAUAAAGACUGUUUUAAAAAGUUCUAAAAAAAAAAAAAAAAGAAGAUAUGAGCAUAAACUUUGUUUUUAAUGUUUGCUGGGUUGUCUUCUGGGUCUGACAUUUUCUUUGUAAAAUAUGUUUUUGCUUGAAUAAAAUGCAUUCACGUCUUUC
This is a messenger RNA of Fundulus heteroclitus (mummichog), 3790 nucleotides long. RefSeq names its product F-box protein 34 (gene fbxo34). The transcript is spliced from 4 exons. Bases 531 to 2432 code for a protein of 633 amino acids. Lineage: Eukaryota; Metazoa; Chordata; Actinopteri; Cyprinodontiformes; Fundulidae. Gene Ontology annotation, molecular function: protein binding. The record is from RefSeq and is a predicted model, not a curated record.